AUGGCGCCGCCGCUGCUGCCGCUGCUGCUGGCCGCCGCCGCUGUCGCCGCGCUGCCCGGCUGGACCCGCGCGCUGGACGCCGCGCGCUCGCCCGGGCCGCCGCGGGGGCCGCCGGACGUGAGCCGCGACGCGGGGUCCCGGGGCUGCGCGAGGCUCGGGGGGCGCCCGCCGCCGCCGCCGCCGCUGCCCCGGGGCGCCCUGGGGGUCCCGCCGCGGUUGCGCGCGCCCGGCCCCACCGGCGCCCCCCGCGCGCGGCUCGGCUGCUGCCCCGCGGGGCGCGCGGCGCUCGCGGCGCUGACCGCCCGCAGGUGCCCGCCGCGCGCCGUCCGCCGGGGGUCUCCGCUGCCCCCGGCGGGGGCGGGGGCGGGGGCGGGCGCGGCGCGCAGGGCGCGGCGAGGCGCGGGCGGCCGCACCAGCCCGCAGUUCCCGCUGCCCAGCUACCAGGUGUCCGUGCCCGAGAACGAGCCGGCGGGCACGGCGGUCAUCGAGCUGCGCGCGCACGACCCCGACCCCGGCGACGCGGGCCGCCUGGCCUACCAGAUGGAGCCGCUCUUCGACGAGCGCUCGGGCGCCUACUUCACCAUCGACCCCGACACGGGCGCUGUGCGCACGGCGCGCCCGCUGGACCGCGAGACCCAGGACACGCACGUGCUCAAGGUCAGCGCCCUGGACCACGGCUCGCCGCGGCGCUCGGGGGCCACCUACCUCACCGUCACGGUCAGCGACACCAACGACCACGCGCCCGCCUUCGAGCAGGCCGAGUACCGCGAGCGCGUGCGCGAGAACCUGGAGCUGGGCGCCGAGGUGCUGACCAUCCGCGCCACUGACGGCGACGCGCCCGCCAACGCCGACCUGCGCUACCGCCUGCUGCGCGGCGCGCGCGGCGUCUUCGAGAUCGACGCGCGCUCGGGCGUGGUGCGCACCCGCGCCGCGCUGGACCGUGAGGAGGCGGCCGCCUACCAGCUGCUGGUGGAGGCCACCGACCAGGGCCGCAACCCGGGCCCGCUCAGCGCCACGGCUACCGUGCACAUCGCCGUGGAGGACGAGAACGACAACUACCCGCAGUUCAGCGAGCCGCGCUACGUGGUGCGCGUGCCCGAGGACGUGGCGGUCAACACGCCCGUGCUGCGCGUCCGGGCCACCGACCGCGACCAGGGCCGCAACGCCGCCGUCCACUACAGCAUCGUCAGCGGCAACCUCCGCGGCCAGUUCUACCUGCACUCGCUGAGCGGCAGCCUGGACGUCAUCAACCCGCUGGACUUCGAGGCCAUCCGCGAGUACACGCUGCGCGUCAAGGCGCAGGAUGGCGGCCGCCCGCCGCUCAUCAACUCCUCGGGGCUGGUGUCCGUGCAGGUGCUGGACGUGAACGACAACGCGCCCAUCUUCGUCAGCAGCCCCUUCCAGGCGGCCGUGCUGGAGAACGCGCCCCUCGGCCACUCCGUGCUGCACAUCCAGGCGGUGGACGCCGACUCGGGCGAGAACGCGCGCCUGCGCUACCGCCUGGUGGGCACGGCCUCCUCGGGCGCGCGCGACCCCGCCGGCCCGGACGCCCCCGCCGCCGCCGGCGGCGGCGCCUCGGACUUCCCCUUCCAGAUCCACAACAGCUCGGGCUGGAUCACCGUGUGCGCCGAGCUGGACCGCGAGGCCGUGGAGCACUACAGCUUCGCGGUGGAGGCGGUGGACCACGGGUCGCCGCCCAUGAGCGCCUCGGCCAGCGUGUCCGUCACCGUGCUGGACGUGAACGACAACGACCCCGCCUUCACGCAGCCCGCCUACGAGCUGCGGCUGAACGAGGACGCGGCGGUGGGCAGCAGCGUGCUGACCCUGCGGGCCGUGGACCGGGACGCCAACAGCGUCAUCACCUACCAGCUCACGGGCGGGAACACGCGCAACCGCUUCGCGCUGAGCAGCCAGAGCGGCGGCGGCCUCAUCACGCUGGCGCUGCCGCUGGACUACAAGCAGGAGCGCCAGUACGUGCUGUCCGUCACCGCGUCCGACGGCACGCGCGCGCACACGGCGCAGGUCUUCAUCAACGUCACCGACGCCAACACGCACCGACCUGUGUUCCAGAGCUCCCACUACACGGUGAGCGUGAGCGAGGACCGCCCGGCCGGCACCGCCAUCGCCACCAUCGGCGCCACCGACGAGGACACGGGCGAGAACGCCCGCAUCACCUACGUGCUGGAGGACCCCGUGCCCCAGUUCCGCAUCGACCCCGACUCAGGCACCGUCUACACCACGGCCGAGCUGGACUACGAGGACCAGGCGGCGUACACGCUGGCCAUCACAGCCCGGGACAACGGCAUCCCCCAGAAGUCGGACACCACGUCGCUGGAGGUCCUGGUGCUGGACGCCAACGACAAUGCCCCCCACUUCCUGCGCGACCUCUACCAGGGCUCCGUGCUGGAGGACGCGCCGCCGUCCACCAGCGUCCUGCAGGUGUCUGCCAGCGACCGCGACUCGGGCCCCAACGGCCGCCUGCUCUACACCUUCCAGGGCGGGGACGACGGGGACGGCGACUUCUACAUCGAGCCCACGUCCGGCGUGAUCCGCACCCAGCGCCGGCUGGACCGGGAGAACGUGGCCGUGUACCGCCUGCGGGCCCUGGCGGUGGACCGGGGCAGCCCGGCACCCCUCAGCGCCUCGGUGGACGUCCAGGUGACCGUGCUGGACAUCAACGACAACCCGCCCGUGUUCGACCGGGACGAGCUGGAGCUGUGGGUGGAGGAGAACAGCCCGGUGGGCUCGGUGGUGGCGCGCAUCCGAGCCCAGGACCCCGACGAGGGCGCCAACGCCCAGAUCAUGUACCAGAUCGUGGAGGGCAACGCACCCGAGGUCUUCCAGCUGGACCUGCUGAGCGGGGAGCUGCGGGCGCUGGCCGACCUGGACUUCGAGGCGCGGCAGGAGUACGUGCUGGUGGUGCAGGCCACCUCGGCCCCCCUGGUGAGCCGGGCCACUGUGCGCGUGCGCCUGUUGGACCAGAACGACAACCCGCCCCUGCUGCCCGACUUCCAGAUCCUCUUCAACAACUACGUCAGCAACAGGUCCAGCAGCUUCCCCACGGGGGUCAUCGGCCGCGUGCCCGCGCACGACCCCGACCUCUCCGACCGCCUCUCCUAUGCCUUCCUGCGGGGCAACGAGCUGCAGCUGCUGCUGCUGGACGCGGCCACAGGGGAGCUGCAGCUCAGCAGGGACCUGGACAACAACCGGCCCCUCGAGGCGCUCAUGGAGGUGUCCGUGUCCGACGGCGUCCACAGCGUGGUGGCCCUGUGCACGCUGCGCGUGACGGUCAUCACGGACGCCAUGCUGAGCAGCAGCAUCACGGUGCGGCUGCAGGGCAUGUCCCAGGAGCGCUUCCUGUCCCCGCUGCUGGCGCUGUUCGUGGAGGGCGUGGCCACGGUGCUGUCCACGGCCAGGGACCACGUCUUCGUCUUCAACAUCCAGAACGACACGGACGUGCGCGCCAGCAUCCUGAACGUGACCUUCUCGGCGCUGCUGCCGGGGGGCGGGCGCGAGCGCUUCUUUGCCUCCGAGGACCUGCAGGAGCGCAUCUACCUGAACCGCUCGCUGCUGGCCGCCGUGUCCGCCCAGCGCGUGCUGCCCUUCGACGACAACAUCUGCCUGCGCGAGCCCUGCGAGAACUACAUGAAGUGCGUGUCCGUGCUGCGCUUCGACAGCUCCGCGCCCUUCCUCAGCUCCGCCACAGUGCUCUUCCGGCCCAUCCACCCGGUCACGGGGCUGCGCUGCCGCUGCCCGCCCGGCUUCACCGGCGACUACUGCGAGACUGAGAUCGACCUGUGCUACUCCAGCCCCUGCGGGCCGCACGGCCGCUGCCGCCGGCGAGAGGGCGGCUACGCCUGCGAGUGUCUGCAGGGCUACACAGGAGAGCACUGUGAGGUGAGCAUGCACUCGGGGCGCUGUGCCAGCGGCGUGUGCAGGAACGGGGGCACCUGCGUGAACCUGCUCAUUGGCGGCUUCCACUGCGUGUGUCCCCCCGGCGCCUACGAGCCGCCCUACUGUGAGGUGACCACCCGCAGCUUCCCGGCCGGCUCCUUUGUCACCUUCCGCGGCCUGCGCCAGCGCUUCCGCUUCUCUGUCUCCCUCACGUUUGCCACCCAGGAGCAGAACGCGCUGCUGCUCUACAACGGCCGCUUCAACGAGAAGCACGACUUCAUCGCGCUGGAGAUCGUGGGCGCGCAGCUGCAGCUCACCUUUUCGGCAGGAGAGACCACCACCACCGUGGCACCUGAGGUUCCUGGGGGUGUGAGUGACGGCCGGUGGCAUUCGGUGCUGGUGCAGUACUACAACAAGCCCCACAUCGGCCGCCUGGGCCUGCCCCACGGGCCGUCGGGAGAGAAGGUGGCCGUGGUGUCCGUGGACGACUGUGACACGGCCGUGGCCGUGCGCUUCGGCCGCCUCGUCGGCAACUACAGCUGCGCGGCGCAGGGCACGCAGAGCGGCUCCAAGAAGUCGCUGGACCUGACGGGCCCGCUGCUCCUCGGGGGGGUCCCCAACCUGCCCGAAGAUUUCCCUGUGCACAACCGGCAGUUCGUGGGCUGCAUGCGGGACCUGGUGGUGGACGGCCAGCGGGUGGACAUGGCCAGCUUCAUCGCCAACAAUGGCACCAGCGCAGGCUGUGCGGCCCGCAGGGACUUCUGCGAGGGGAGCUGGUGCCAGAACGGGGGCACCUGUGUGAGCAGGUGGGGCACCUACCUGUGUGCCUGCCCCCUGCGCUUCGGCGGGAAGAACUGCGAGCAAGCGAUGCCGCACCCCCAGCACUUCAGCGGGGACAGCGUGGUGGCCUGGAGAGACCUGGACGUGACGGUGUCGGUGCCCUGGUUCCUGGGGCUCAUGUUCCGGACCCGCAGGGACGGGGUCCUGCUGGACGCCACGGCGGGCACGUCCUCCCGGCUCCUGCUGCAGAUCCUGGACAACCAUGUCCACUUCGAAGUGUCCCACGGCUCCGCGGAGGUGACGUCCAUGCAGCUGGCCCGGUCGCGAGUGACGGAUGGAGAGUGGCGCCACCUGCUGGUGGAGCUGCGGAGCGCCAAGGAGGGCAAAGACAUCAAGUAUCUGGCCGUGGUGACCUUGGACUACGGCAUGGAGCAGGGCGCCCUUCAGAUCGGCAACCAGCUGCCGGGGCUGAAGAUGAGGCGCGUGGUCGUGGGGGGCGUGUCCGAGGACCAGCUGUCCGUGCGCCAGGGAUUCCGGGGCUGCAUGCAGGGGGUGAGGAUGGGGGAGACGGCCACCAACCUGGCCACCCUGAACAUGAAGGACGCCAUCAAGGUCGGGGUGAAGGACGGCUGCGACCCCGCUGACCCCUGCAGCUCCAGCCCGUGCCCCCCGCACAGCCGCUGCCACGACGUGUGGGACAGCUACGCGUGUGUGUGCGACCGAGGGUACUUUGGGGACAAGUGUGUGGACGUGUGUGAACUGAACCCCUGCGAGAACGUGGCCGCCUGUGUGCGCACGCCCAGCGCCCCGCAGGGCUACGUGUGCGAGUGUGGGAGCAGCCACCGGGGGCGCUAUUGCGAGAACAGGAUCGACCUGCCCUGCCCCCGAGGCUGGUGGGGGAACCCCGUGUGCGGGCCGUGCCUCUGUGCCGUGGACAAGGGCUUCGACCCCGACUGCAACAAGACCAGCGGGCUGUGCCAGUGCAAGGAGAACCACUACCGGCCGCCAGAGCAGGACGCGUGCCUGCCGUGCGAGUGCUUCCCCGCGGGCUCACACAGCCGCGCCUGCCACGGCCACACGGGCCAGUGCGCCUGCAAGCCGGGCGUCGUGGGCCGCCAGUGCAACCGCUGUGACAACCCUUUCGCCGAGGUCACCCCGCGCGGCUGUGAGGUCAUCUACAACGGCUGCCCCCGGGCGUUCGAGGCUGGCAUCUGGUGGCCGCAGACCAAGUUUGGGCAGCCAGCGGCGGUGCCGUGCCCCAAGGGAUCUGUGGGAAACGCCGUGCGGCACUGCAGCGGGGACCGGGGCUGGUUGCCCCCCGAGCUCUUCAACUGCACCAGCAGCGCCUUCGUGGAGCUCAAGGCCAUGAACGAGAAGCUGAGCCGCAACGAGACGCAGAUGAACAGUGCCAGGGCCCUGCAGCUGGCGCGGGCGCUGCACAACGCCACGCGGCACACGGCCGCGCUCCUGGGGGACGACGUCCGCACGGCCUACCAGCUGCUGGCCCGCGUGCUGCAGCACCAGAGCGGCCGGCAGGGCUUCGAGCUGGCCGCCACGCAGGACGCCCGCUUCCACGAGGACGUGGUGCAGACGGGCAGCGCCCUCCUGGCGCCCGACACCCGGGCGUCGUGGGAGCAGAUCCACCGCGUGGAGGCGGGCGCGGGCCAGCUGCUGCGCCACUUCGAGGCCUACUUCAGCACCGUGGCCCGCAAUGUGCGCCGGACAUACCUCAGGCCCUUCGUCCUGGUCACCCCCAACAUGAUCCUGGCCGUGGACGUCUUCGACAAGCUCAACUUCUCGGGUGCCCGGGUGCCACGGCUCGACGGGGCCGGCCAGGACGUGCCACAGGGCCUGGCGUCCUUCGCCGUCUUCCCGGCCGACUUCUUCACGGCGCCCGCGAGGAGAGAGGGUCCGACCACGAGGCCCGCCGGCAGGAGGGACGUGUCCCCACAGACGGCGCGCCCGGGGCCCGGCGCCGAGCCCGAGACCCCCCCUGGGCGGCAGAGGAGACACCCGGAGGAGCCCGGCCAGUUCGCCGUGGGCCUGGUCAUCGUCUACCGGACACUGGGCCAGCUCCUGCCCGAGCAGUACGACCCCGACCGCCGCAGCCUGCGGCUGCCCAACCGGCCGGUCAUCAACACGCCGCUGGUGAGCGCCAUGGUGCACAGCGAGGGUGGCCUGUGGCCGCUGGACAGGCCCCUGCUGCUGGACUUCGCCCUUCUGGAGACCGAGGCCCGCACCAAGCCCGUCUGUGUGUUCUGGAACCACUCGGUCACGGCCACCGGGGGCUGGUCGGCCCGGGGCUGUGAGCUGCUGUCCCGGAACCGGACACACGUCACCUGCCGCUGUGGGCACGCCGCAGGCUCCGCGGUGCUCAUGGACAUCUCCAGGCGCGAGCACGGGGAGGUGCUGCCCCUGCGGGUGGUCACCUACGCGGCCGUAGCCCUGUCGCUGGCCGCCCUGCUGCUGGCCUUCGUCCUGCUGCUGCUGGCCCGCGCACUGCGCUCCGUCCUGCUCGGCAUCCACAGGAACCUCGUCGUGGCGCUUUUCUUCUCGCAGCUGGUGUUCGUGGUGGGGAUCACGCAGACCCAGAACCCGUUCCUAUGCACCAUCAUCGCCAUCCUGCUGCACUUCGUGCACAUGAGCGCCUUCGCCUGGACACUGGUGGAGAGCCUGCACGUGUACCGCAUGCUCACUGAGGCCCGCAACAUAGAUGCGGGGCCCAUGCGCUUCUACUACGUCGUGGGCUGGGGCCUCCCGGCCAUCAUCACGGGCCUGGCGGUGGGCCUGGACCCCCAGGGCUACGGGAACCCCGACUUCUGCUGGCUCUCCCUGCGGGACACCCUCAUCUGGAGCUUCGUGGGGCCCGUCGGCGCCGUCAUCAUCGUGAACUCGGUCCUCCUGGUGCUCUCCACCCGCGUCUCUUGCCAGAGGAAGCGCCAGUACUACGAGCGGAAAGGGGUCGUCGCCCUGCUCAGGUCUGCCUUCCUCCUGCUGCUGCUGGUCAGCGCGGCCUGGCUGCUGGGCCUCGUGGCCGUCAACAGCGACAUGCUGGCCUGCCACUACCUCUUCGCCAUCUUCAGCUGCCUGCAGGGUGUCUCCGUGCUCCUGUUCCACUGCGUGCUCAACGCGGACGUGCGCCGCCACCUGAAGGGGGCGCUGUCCGGGAGGAAGCUGCACCCCGAUGACUCGGCCGCCACCAAGGCCACACUGCUGACGCGCUCCCUCAACUGCAACAACACGUACAGCGAGGAGCCCAACGUGCUGCGCACGGCCCUGGGCGAGUCCACCGCCUCCCUGGACAGCACCGGCAGGGACGAGGGCGGCACGAAGCUCAGCGCGCCCGGCGGGGGGCUGGACGCGCCCCUGGUGGCCCGCGGCGCCAAGAAGGCCCAGGGCCACAACUCGGAGUCGGACAGUGAGUCGUCCCUGGACGAGCACAGCAGCUCCUACGCGUCCUCGCCCUCCUCGGACAGCGACGACGACGGGCCGGGGGACGAGGCCCCGCGGGGCCCCCUGCACAGCACCCCCAAAGUGGACGCCGUGGCCAACCACGUGGCCGCCGGCUGGCCGGACGGGAGCCUGGGCGGGAGCGACAGCGAGGACGCGGGCGAGCGGCCGUGCCUGCGCGUGGAGACGCGGGUCAGCGUGGAGCUGCACCCCGAGGGCGCGCCCCCCGCCCGGCCCCCGGAGCAGAGGAAAGGCAUCCUGAAGAACAAGGCCACGUACCCGCCGCCGCUCAGCGAGGCGCCGCUGCGGGCCCGGCUGCGCGGGAAGCUGCCCGGGAGUCCCGCGUCCUCCCGCGCGCCCUCCCCCGGCCCUGCCGCCGGACCCGGACCCGCGGCCGCCAAGGACCCGGGCGCGGACCCAGGGCGCGAGCACCUCAACGGGGCGGCCAUGAGCGUGCGUGCGGGCAGCGCCCAGGCCCGUGGCUCGGGGUCCGAAGGCAGUAACGAAACGUCGAUUUGAACCAUCAGGAAGGUGUGAAGCCGCCUCGUCCCACAGACCUCAGCCCGCUCCGGACAGGAGCCCCCCCGGCCCCCCCCACGCUCAGCGCCAGGUGGGCUGUGCGACAGGUGCCAAAGGCCGCAGCCGAGAGGGCCGGGACAGCGAGCCGUGUCCAGGGCUGGCCGGCCCAGAGGCCCCAUGGUCAGUGCAGGAGGAGCCGAUGGCCGGGCUGGCCGGCGCGUGGGCAUCCCCGGCCCCUGGACAGCGUUCUGCAAAGCUGCCACGCCACGGGGGCUGGUCCUGAGACCCCAGGACCCGCAGGACACCGAGCACUGGUCCUCGCAGAGGGAGGACGGGCCCCUGCCCGCGGUCGGGCCGACGCCAGUAGGUGGCCGGGUCGGGACCUGCGGGAUCACAGGAAGACACUGUUCCGAGGUGCCGUGAGCGGGGUUGGCAGAGCCUGCGGGCCACGCCCAGCCGCCCCUCGCUAGGGCCUCCCUGGCACCCUCCCAGCCGGCGUCCCCCGCCCCUCCUGCUCGGGCAGGCCGGGUGCCAGCCGCCGUCGGACCAAUGGCGGCGUUCUGCUCCAGAUGGCCAUUGUGAGAGGGACACAGCCGCGGCCACUCUCAAUGGCCCCCACACUGCCUGGGGCCACUCGGAGGAGCUGCAGCCGCCCCGUGUGGACAGCCGGUGUGGCCACAGGGCAGUGGCUGGGUGCCCAGACGCUGCCAAUGUCUCAUUUCAGGCGUCCCUUUGUGCUGGGUGGCGAGGCCUUAGGGCUGUGGGUGGGGCCCCAGGCGCAGCUACGGGAGGGGCCUGGGGCUGUCCAGGGGGCUGUUCUCGGUGCUCACCACCCAGACGGGCUUUGGGCCGAGACAGGCCCAGUGCUGACCCCGGUGCUGGCCGGGCCCCCAGGAGACACUGGAGGCAUCUAGCCAACGUGUAUUUAUUGCUGUUCCCAACACUGGAGCCCCGAGUCUGCAAUAAACGAAGCCACGAACGCCUCGGCCGUGCAGAAACUGUUCCCUCCACCCCGCGCGGCCGGGCGGGGCCCUCGCCUGGCCCCGGCAGCAGCAGUGCUCCAGAGUGUGUGUCCUGUGGUCACCAUGUCUGCAUCCCGACACGUCCCCCUCGUUCCCCACCCAGCCUGCUCACUCCGUGGGUCUUGACCCACGUGGCUGCACACGUGGGCUGAGGGCUCCGCUGCCAGCACGGUCUGGUCUGUGCACAUGUAUGUGGCCUAUGGCAUGCUCGCCUGUGAGCCAACUGGCCUGUCUGGCCGUCCCUGACCCCGGUGACCCUGGGGCCUGGCAUGUCCCCUCCUGGGGGUCUGGGCCUGACGACACUGACCCCACCUGUGGCCCCGAGGGCGAUUAGCAGAGCCACCCCCAGGCCCUCGUGUGAAAACAAGCCCGGCCGUGCUCGCCUCUCCUCUGUGCCUGAGUCGGGGGCAGGCUGGGUGACUGCCCACCCGUCUCCAGGCCGCUGGGCUGCAGGUGCCCCUGGAGCAGGUCAGCCCCGCUGCAGGCCAGCCGGCA
Molecule: messenger RNA, 10160 nt
Organism: Sorex araneus (European shrew)
Lineage: Eukaryota; Metazoa; Chordata; Mammalia; Eulipotyphla; Soricidae
Gene: CELSR1
Product: cadherin EGF LAG seven-pass G-type receptor 1
Exons: 35
Coding region: 1-8643 (2880 amino acids)
Biological process (GO): G protein-coupled receptor signaling pathway; cell surface receptor signaling pathway; homophilic cell-cell adhesion
Cellular component (GO): plasma membrane
Molecular function (GO): G protein-coupled receptor activity; calcium ion binding
Source: RefSeq, a predicted model, not a curated record